UUGUAUCUUCACAGACCAAGGAGCAGCUGCCUGAAGAACGGGAAUUGCAAUUCUGGCUGCCUUUAUGUAAGAUCUUUGAAAGGUGGUGUCUGACGGUCCAGAAACCUCGUACAAUGGCAUGUGGAAUAAGCUGCAACUACUCUGCUGCAUAUGAGACCACACUCUUCCCCAUUAUCUACGGAUUGGUUUUCAUCUUUGGACUGGUGGGCAACUUGGCUGCCAUAGGAGUUAUCUAUCAAAAUGUGAAGAAGGGCAAUGUACUUGGAGUAUAUCUCGCCAAUCUCUGUGUCUCAGACCUCAUGUAUAUCUUUACCCUCCCAGUAUGGAUUGCCUAUACAGCCAAAGAUGACUGGCUCUUUGGGGCUCUCACUUGCAAGAUUGUUGGGUUCUUCUUCAAUGCCAACCUGUACACCACCAUAGCCUUCCUCAGCUGUAUCGCUGUUGAUCGGUUUGUAGCCACUGUAUUCCCAUUUCGAGCCAGGGCAUUAAGGACUAUGAGAGGCGCCAUGAUAAUAUGUUUAGUGGUUUGGCUGAUUAUUUUAGGAACUCAUUCUGUGUUCCUUAGCCAUGAUGAACUCUUUAACUCCAGUCAGAAUGUCAAGCUUUGCUAUGAAAAGUACCCAAUGGAGCAGUGGAUUGCUCGACUCAACUAUUUCCGUAUCUUUGUUGUCUUCCUCAUCCCCUUGAUUCUUCUAGUGGUCUCCUAUUGCUCUGUAGUCCGUGUGGUUCACCGCAGCUACAGCUUGGAAAAAGAGCAGAAACAAAAGAUCAUUGGGCUCUUAAUGACCAUGAUGGCCAUCUUUGUCAUCUGCUACCUCCCGUAUCACAUUGUGCUCUUCAUCCGCUCCUAUGUUAGUGACCGGAACAUCUGCACCUGCGACAUAGAACUGAAGGUGCGUCCAGCUUAUCGAGUCACCUUCUCCUUGACCAGUCUCAGCAGUGCCCUGGACCCUUUCAUCAACAUCUUCGUCAGCGAAAGCAUCAAGCAAGAUCUUCUGAAGGAAGUCAGAGCGGUAUGGUCUGGACUUCGAUCUAUUCGUCGCGCACGGAGCUCUCUGCGGACUUCAAGAAAAGGUGGAUGUAACACGGAAACUCAUCACGUAGAAAAUGAUCAUCUACUGGAGAAGAAAGAAGAGACUACACUCUAGUGGCAAACUGAGCCAGGCCUUUAAAAUGGCAGCUAUGGAAUACAUGAUCUCUUCAUACGUCUCCGCUGUCUACAACCUUCAUGUUGUAUGUGUUGCAACCGGUAAUAGAAGAAACCCCAGAGACACGUUCAAUGCCUUCCCUCCUUUUAUUCCUCUUAAGACUACAAAUCCAGACAAUGCAUGGAAAACUCUGGAAACUUACUUUUAUUUAACCUGUUGUACUGAACCUCAUGGGAAAAUACAAGUUUACAUAUCAAUGUGUUUUUGUUUUUUUGUAAUAGCUGAAUAUUCUUUAAAAUAAAAUGACACUUUUUUUUUUUUUAAGCUUUUUAAAUCCAUCCUAGAAAACCAUUUACACCAGCAGGAAGAGAAUCCAGUGGGAGAGGACAUUACCUACUCAUGCAUUAUAACCUAUGGCAUGCAGUCUCUGAGAAUCCCUGCACAAUCCAUGGUCCUAAUGGCUGAGAUGUGUAUGUGUAUAGCUCUUGGCGACAGACCUUAUGCCUAGCAGCAGAAGCCACAAGAUAUUAAGACUAAAGCUCUGAAUCUUUGCCUCUCAAGAAAUGUAGAAACAAAAAAAAAUAUCAUCAACAAAGACCAUCAUGCUUUGCUCCUGGGCCAAUAUGGCUGCUCGUAAUGUCCACUAUGGUUUGUGUAGUUGCAGGAGUUUGCUUUUUAAAAUGGACAUGCUCGCUAAAAGCUUCAUCAGAAAGGUGCCCUUAAGUAAGGAACGGACUAGUGGGGGUUGCAGUUGCUCAGCAAUGCAGGCUUCCCAAAAAAUAAAUAUCCUAUCAAAGGUUUGGGUGAGCUUACAGCAGAAACAGUGCCAUGCAAAUAUUCUGUAGGCGUAUGGAAGCGGAUACAUACUGUGAAACCUACACAACCACCUGCUAUGGAGAGAAAAUGGUUAUUGAAAGGAAGCUCUGGUAAAAAUGGAGAUUCCCAUGGUAGAUAGUCAUUGGAGUUUUCUACUGAAUAAUUUUUUUCUCUCUGAGCUUGCAAAAUGGUAUCUAAAUGAGUUCAGGUGACUACCUACUGCCAGGUCCCAUCAUCAGAGGUCAACACGGUGGAUUUCCGUGCCCUUUUGUAGACCUUCUAUGCAAAAAUGCUGAUAGCAUGUUACUGCUGAUGCUCCCCCUGGUGGACCCCAGUCUGGAGAUGAUGGGGGAGAAUGGAGAAUACUUCUAAUUUGAAAACGUGCAAGUAGAAGAAACCCCAGAAGGAGACACCCAUUGUCCCCAAAUGAGUUUUUCUAUAAAUAAUCUGGAAGGCAAUGCAGUACAAAACCCCGACCUUGGUAGAACGUCCAAGCUAGCAAUAGGUUGGUGAUAUUAAGGCUACAUAGUUAACACUUACUGUAAUGCACAGCUUGUGCCGUGGCUGACCUGAAACUCUGCAGGUUGACACCAUGGUCCACCAUGGUUAUGGGUCAUCCAGUCUAUGAGGUUGCCACUGUAUUCCAUUAAUAUGGCUCCAGCAAGUGAAAGGAUUCUGUGAUAUCACUGGUGACCUGAUCAUGAACAUCAUGAGUGUUUCAUGAAUGCCGGUUUUAGAGACCAUCACUAUAGCUGGUGCUAUGCUGAGAUAACGGGUGUAUGUAGACCUAAUGUCAAGAGCUUCCAAUAUUAUGGCUGUUGUAUUGGGAUAUGAGGAAACCACAUAUGGAACUUACUGAAACAUUUUCCACAUGGAUUUCUUACGCUUUCUUACUUGCAAUGGCUAUCUCCUUUUUUUAUUUUUUUUGACCCGAUUAUCUGGACUGAUCUAAUAAAAUUAAUUAUCAGAACCGGUUAUAGAUUUCCCUUGGUAACUUGGCACCGCCAAACCCACAUGUGCCCUUUCUGUAUCUUGUGCCAACAAAUGCAAAGUCUAGCAGUCAUUGUGUGACAAAGACUAAAGCCUAUGAAUUCGCCAUGAGCUACUGCCUCUCUCUAGGGCCUCGCAAAUAGAUGUACGUUUAAGGCUACUUUCACACU
This is a messenger RNA of Bufo bufo (common toad), 3124 nucleotides long. RefSeq names its product G-protein coupled receptor 4-like. Gene Ontology annotation, cellular component: membrane. Lineage: Eukaryota; Metazoa; Chordata; Amphibia; Anura; Bufonidae. Bases 114 to 1148 code for a protein of 344 amino acids. Gene Ontology annotation, biological process: G protein-coupled receptor signaling pathway. The transcript has 2 exons. The record is from RefSeq and is a predicted model, not a curated record. Gene Ontology annotation, molecular function: G protein-coupled receptor activity.